CCAUUGCCCCCCACCCCCCUCCCCGCCCCCCACAAGUCCGUCACUUUCUGUGCGCGCUGCGACCCCCCGCCGCGGACCCCCCACCCGAACGAACUACGACGAGGCCUUUCGGACCUCAACAUCGCCCAAACCAAGAAGAAACAAUCCAAAACCGACUCAACCGACAGCGACUUGAAGUAUUACUCCGAGCCCGACGCCAAGAACUACUUCGAAAUCGACUACGUGUUCCUCAAAGAGUUGCGGAAGAUCGCCCGUAACAACUGCCCCAAGUGUCGCCGCAAGCGCUCCGGCAAGCAUCGCCGUGACGUCACCGACAACAAGCGCAAGUCGGGAGGCAUAUCGUUCGUGAAGGAGAACUACGUGUUCUGUAACGGACGCUAUCACAGCGAGAAGGAACAUUGUCAGCUGUGCUGCAGGAUCUGCAGUCGGUCCACGGACACGCUCGACUCGGGCGGCGACUCGUACUCGCUGGUGUCGCGGAGCUACAGUCAACCACCAGCCCCACGUAAUCUAACACCGAAAAAGAGACGCGAAAGGAGAAACUCGAUACAAUCGAAUAAAUCGGUCUCGUUCCUGGAAUCGAGUAACGACGAAUCGAUUAAAGACGAGACCAAUUACACGGCGAAGAGCUUCACGAACGAUCUGAAGAGGUUUCUGCUGAAGCCUUCCGCGCCCAGGCAGAGUCUCCGAGAUAAGUUCAUGUCGAGCUUCAAGCAGGAAUUGGAAGCUACAAAGAAAUCGCCGAAACUUAAAGCUAUUAAAGGUUUGUGGAAAUCUUACUGACCGUAUGCGAUUCGAUACUGUCUUAAUACACCGACCAGUAUUUUAUGACCCCCGUCGCGUAAAGUUCACGCCGUACUAUCAACGACGACUAGCUCGUGCGGCGCCAGACGCUGUCCUCCGGCCGCGACCAUUACAGACGACCCUAGCAAAAAUUAAUUAUUUAUAAUAUUUUGGUGCUUGAGUUGAAUUUAAGUUUGUUUUAAAUCUUUCACUACUAACGUAAGUGUGUUCAUGAUUGGUCUAAAUAAAUAUAUAUAAUUAUCAACAAAUUAGGUGCUAGAUAAUUUGAACUAUACAAUUUUUUUUUCUACAACUUUUUACUAUACUUAUUGUCGAUGUUUAUAUUUGAAAAGUUUGCGUGUACUUUAUGUGAAACGCGUUAGAAGCUAUAAUCCUUUAACCCGAAAACGUAGUGAUGAUAUCUUUAUGCGCCCGUGUGAUAAACGAAGCAUUCAUGAUGUGUACGCGAUUGACGUCUACGACGAAGGAAGUAAUAUUGUGCAAUUCAAAUAAUUGUCUAAUUCACUGAAUUUAUAAUCUUGCAUAAUUACUGGCGGCAAAUCUUAUAGUGUUGUGGUCACACUGUCGCCUGUGAAGUGGUGUAGUAAAUUUCCAGCCUCGAAAUGGCAAAAUAAAUAAAUUGCACAACAACAAUGAAUAAAGAUUCGUUAUGUGCAAUAUUAAUUUCACGGAAUUGAAACUUGUACCUGAUUAUUUAAACUUGAAUUAAAAAAAAAACAUGGUAGAUGAUUCGAAAUUUAGAAUUUUUCCCUCCCUUUUGGGGUAUCUAUAAAAUGAACGUUAUGGUAUGGUAGUUACAAAUUGUACAAAUUUUCUACUAAAACUUGAAUUUUUGUAUUGAAUUGUUAAGUAAAAUUAUAAAAAAAGGUCAUUGCAAUAAGAUCAUAGAAACGAAAAGGUGCCAAACUUCAACAUAGCAAACAUGGAAAUUAAAUUAAUUAUAAUG
This is a messenger RNA of Bombyx mandarina (wild silkworm), 1750 nucleotides long. RefSeq lists its product as uncharacterized. NCBI's taxonomy places the organism in Eukaryota, Metazoa, Arthropoda, Insecta, Lepidoptera, Bombycidae. The record is from RefSeq and is a predicted model, not a curated record.